Rhopilema esculentum is the source of this 13658-nucleotide messenger RNA. Its product is annotated as phosphoglycolate phosphatase. NCBI's taxonomy places the organism in Eukaryota, Metazoa, Cnidaria, Scyphozoa, Rhizostomeae, Rhizostomatidae. Gene Ontology annotation, cellular component: cytoplasm. The record is from RefSeq and is a predicted model, not a curated record. Gene Ontology annotation, molecular function: phosphatase activity.
AUGAAGAAUUCUGUUCGCGUUAAGCCUAAACGACGAUCUACAACAUCUGAACUCACUAGACGUUUUUAUCAAAGAUAUAUGACAAGGUGGCAUUUCACCGAUUACAUGUUAGAUGCUUUAAUACAGACCUUUUUUGGAAGGGCGGUGAGAAUAGAUAGAGCUAGCUGUUGAAUGCUGUUUUUCGACACAAAAUAGAAAUUCUGUGGUACUGAAGACGACAGCCUCGAUUCAAUAUUCCAAACAGAGGCGAGUGCAGAAAGACGACAUUUUUGUGGAUUUCGGUGCCUCAAAACUUUAAAGAUAUAAAGAUACAUAUCCUUAAAGCAUGGCUUGUCGGAGGUUGGAUAGGAAGUUGGGGAAAGAACUGAUACAGUCAGUAAAUUCAGUGCUGUUUGAUUGCGAUGGUGUAAUAUGGCAUCCUACUGGCCAGAUAGAAGGAGCUGCAAGCCUUGUUGCCUCUCUAAGAAAUUUAGGCAAGAGAGUUGUUUUUGUUACCAACAAUAACACAAAAUCAAUUAGGCAACUGGCAGAAAAAUUUGAAAAGUUUGGAAUUGAAGCCAACCAGAAUGAAAUCUUUGGUACUGCAAGAGUGGCAGCUGUAUAUUUGAAGCAUGUCUUGAAGCUGGAGAAAAAAGUCUUCAUUGUAGGCGGGGAAGGUAUUGCAGAAGAGGUCAGGAACGUGGGCUUGGAACAUUUGCCUAUCGGUGCAUGUCCACUACCUGGUGAUCCAUCACUGGAAGUGACGCAAAGAGUCGAUUUAUCAACAAACAGUGAGGUUGGUGCCGUUGUUGUUGGCUUUGAUGAACACAUCAGCUUUCAGAAAAUCGCCUCUGCAAUGACGUAUCUCGAAGAUCCCAAUGUUCAUUUCAUUGCUACAAACACUGAUAAUCAAUUUCCAAUGGGAGAUGGGACAUUCAUGCCCGGGAGUGGAGUCAUGGUUGCUGCUGUGCAAAGAGCGUCAAAGAGAGACCCAAUAAUAAUGGGCAAGCCAGAGAAACCGAUGAUAGAUUCGAUCGAAGCAAUUCAUAACAUUGAACCUUCAAAAACUCUUAUGAUUGGUGACAGAUUAGAAACGGACAUUGCUUUUGGCAAAAGAUCUGGGAUGAAGACUCUCGCUGUCUUAAGUGGUGUUGUGAGUUUAAAUGAACUUGAAAAGCUGAAAUUAGAAAAUGAUACUAGUGACUUAAUACCCGACUUUUUUGCGGACAGUGUUAAGGAUCUUUUAGAUAGUAUUUUAGAGAACUGAAUUGGCAAGUGAAUUUCAAAUUUAUCAGAAAAUUUUAAAAAUCAAUUUUUCGAUUUUAAUUUUGAAAGAAAGCUUGAUUAAGCUAAUUAUGAUGAAAAUCAUUGAAUUUUGAAUAUAAAUCUUUUAUUUUUGUUAGAAAAAUGCAAAUUGGAGUUUUAAGCUAGUUAGAUUUUCAACGAAUCGGGGUUUUUUGAUUAAGCUAAAUCUAAACUAAAAUAAAAAGAUAUCAAAACAUUUCGCAAAUUUUUACAGAUUAAAAACCAUUCAUAUGGAAAUUCUAUCUUAUUUACUUCUAAAUUUGAAGGAGCAAAGCAUGUAUUUUAUGAAUACAGGAAUUUGAUAAUCUGUUGGCAGCGUAUUCACUCAGUAAUCGACAUCUAACUUUAGGAGAUGAAUAGUCAGAUAGAAGUGGAUAAAGUUCGGUUUGUGACGGAAACACAUCAAGAUAAAGCUGUUGUGAGCAUUUGAAAUUUGGGUUGUUUUUCAGCUUGCUUGGUUCUGUAUCUCAUUAAGCUGCAUUGCUAUGAAAGUAGUGAAACAAAAUUUUUCCGGAAUUAUACCAAUUUUAUACUUCUAAUCUAAAACUUUUUAAUUUAAAGUUUAUAAAAUGUCUAGUUUCUAUUUCAAAAUUCAGUUCAGUUUACUUGCGGUGUAAUUUUUAUCUUAAGCAAAAUCAAUACUAGGACAAAUAAUUUCUUCUUCUUUUGAGGAAUCGACAAUUGAGGAAAAAUAUAGUCCAUUUACUUCUUAAAUUAAUUUUCAUCAACUUCAGUAAGCGUUGUACGUAAAAAUUUAAGUAUGCAUAAAUUGUUGUGAAGAGAAUUAACAAUUCGUGUCGAAAAUCCAUUAUAAUACGAAAAUUAGUCAACAGGGUGCAUUAAACAUUAACGACGUCUUACAGCGUCUACACUAUGUGACAUAAUUUAUUUUUCAAAGUAUGUAAGUUUUAAGUGAAAAUUGGUAAUUAAAACUAAAAGAUCAUAUAUUUAUUCUAAGGUGUCAAAUGCAAUUUUGAGACAGUGUGACAAAUUAUCUAUGUUACAGUAACUGAUUAUUCUAAUGUUAACGUUUUAAGUCACUAACCUUGAACAUCGAACAAUUUUGAAACCUCACACUCGUUGUAUUCACAACAGCCAAACAAGUAAUUAUUUUUAUGGCCAAAACGAGAAUUUGAAAAAUGCCAGAAGAUAGAGUUAACUACCUCUGCCAUUGUAUUCUUGAUGGGAGUUCAAUUCAAGGAAUUCCAAGACCGAAGAUGUAGAGUAUUUAGAAAAGUUCUGGGAUUGGCUGGCCAUGUCCCCUUAGUUUCCGGUGGUUUUAUCAACCUUUAGGGCACAUUUUGUCGUUUUAUCAACUGUUCGUUAUCAACUUUAGGGCACAAAUGUAGGAACGUUUUAUCAACCGCUCAGUAGCUCAUGUAAAAAUGUAACUUUAUUUCGAAUUUCUGAUACGAGUCUCAGAUUUACAUGUUUUAACUGGAUUUUAGUUAUGUCAUGGACCUGAAGGUGAUGUUUAAGAGGUCUUUUGUUAUAGCGAUUGACAUUAGAAACAUGUGACUUUACGUAUAAAGGGUGUCAAUUAAGAUACUAAAUAGUUCUUAUCGUUAACUAUUCUAUGUUAAAGAGAAACAAUGCAAACAUUUAGUAAUUCAAACAAAUGUUUAUGUCAACUAUUAGCAACUAUUAACUGACUUUGAACACAAAUAUCUUUCUACUCUAAACUAUUAUAUUUAUCAACAAUGCUUUCUAUCUUGUCUAUAAUUUGUAUAAAAUUUUUCGAUAUGAUCAUUAAAAUUAUUCUUGUGGAUAGAAUAAGUACAAUCCCUAUUUCAGUUAAUUUCAAAUGACAAUUCUGCUAGAACUUUUGUCUGUCAGUCCUUAGAACUUUCAUUACUAUUUUAAGUCUCCAAACAUGCACAUCUUAGGUUGUUUGAGCUCGUUUCUUCGUUCCAUUGUCUAUUUCUCACCUGCAUGAAGCUUUUCCUUCGUAAAUUUGUGACGCUUAACAUUUCGUUUUGCAGGCUAAGGGAACCUUCGCAUGUACCUUAACUCCAUGCUGCUAUGCCCAAAUCUUUUAAAGACAAUCGUUUCUUUCUUCUCCCCCGUUCUACUUUAUCCCGUUUUCGCUUUAGGUUUUGCAAUGCUUUUUUGAUUUUACUCAUUACCAUUGAAAUCCUCUUUUGAUUUUUGGAUACGUUUUUUGUUGUCUUUUUGUAACCUUUUUUCUUUGACUUUUUGCCUCCUUUCUCUGGCCUUUGGUUUCUUUUUCGAAUGCUAUUUUUUCCACCGCUGUUGUCCUUUGUUCUUUUAUCUGCAAUAUCUGAACCGGGAUUGUCAAUCGUGACGUCACCAAACAAUUCUUUUUCUUCGGUGCUGUCUUGGAGGUCACUCCUGUCACCCUGCACUGUGGCCGUGUUGCUUUGAAGAACUUCAAGUUUAUCAUUGGCUUCUACACGGAGUGCAUUUUCCUCUUCCACAUCAUUUUCAUCAAUUUCAUUAUUGGGAAUCAGUUUCUCAUCGCUUUUUCCAUUUAAUGUAUCUUGCAAAAAUGUUGCUCCUGACUUGGCAAAACCACCAGUAGGAUUGCCAUCGCCUUGACUUGUUGCUGAAUUUUGGGACUUGUCUUGUUCCAACGGACUAUCCGUUGGCGUUUUGGCCGACCCACUACUAUCAUCAAAGUCUGAACCUUUCAUGUAGAAUUGUGUGGGCGAAUCUGUCGGCCCUGAGUUUGGCCGGGAGUCAUUUAUAGUUUCCUGCAGUUUCACAGUAUAAGAAUUUUGUGCUGCUUCAUUUUGGUCAUUUGCUACUGCAGUCUGUUCGUUUUCAUUUCCUUCAAUCUGUUUCUCAUCGCUUCCGCCCAUGCUUUCUAAAGAUUUAUUUUCAUUUGCCAUGUUGUUUUUACCUGCCAUUUUGUUUUCAGCUGCCAAUUUGUUUUCGCCUGCCAUUUUGGCAGUACCAGAUUGCCACUCCUCUGUAUCAACAGAAACAGUUUCCUUGUUUUUCUGUCCGUUUUGUGACUCGCUGUUAUCUUUUGCUCCAUCUGUUCCAGAGUUCUCUUCUUGUUCUUCUUCUACUCCUACCUUUUCGAACCCGCUGCUCUCAUCGUUGUUUUCAUUAUUAUUCGUCUUACUCUGCAGCGAAUUGUACUCGCUUACCUUGCUGUUACCUUCAGUUUCUUCACUAAUUUUUGGAAAAUGAUUUGUGGCAUUCUUCUCUAGGAAGCUAUUUACAUCUCCUGCACUUCCGCCUAGACCAUAAUAACUAUCAUUUUCAGAGUCUUUAGAAGUUUUUUCUUGUUUACCUUUUUCUUUCUCUUGUUUACUGUCAUUGUCUAUACCUUGAUUAAAGUUUUGACCUUUACCUUCUGCGCUUGUAUUUGCUUUUGCCACUCUAAUAUUCUUUGCUUCAAUAUAUGUGUUUUUUGUAUUCUUUUGCCCACUCGUACUGUUUAACUUGCUGACUUUGAUUUCCUCUUUUACGCUUGCCCCAGGGUUGCUUUCUGCAUCCCCUCCUGUUGCUUUUGCUGUUCCCAUAUCCCCACCUUCUUCCACGCUGUCCUCCUUUCCAUUAGUAUUUUCUCCGUUCUUUUUUCCUUUCGCUUUAGACUUGUCAAGUUCCUUAUCGUUUUUCUGUGCACUUUUGCUUGAAGUACUUCCAUCUGAUUUCUCCUUCUGCUUUAUCGAGCUUUCGCUGAUUUCAUUUUUUAAUUCUUUUACUUUUUUCUGCAUCUUUGAAUUUUUUUCUUCAUUUUUCUCACUCAAUUUCUUAUCUGCGGGUUUUUCCUUACUCUUUUCGUUUUCUUUCUUAAUUUGUAUUUUUGGUUUUUCGUCUUCACUUUUACUUUCUUUCGUAAUCUUUUUCGUUUUAUCACUUUUGCUCCCUUUACCUAGCUUUGUUUCUUCAUCCUUAGCGUUUCUUCCCCCACUGCCUUCUGUCGAUUCCAUAUCCGCACCAGCAGCAGAUACAAAUUCGUUUUCUUCCGGAUUUUCUUUUAUUGUUUUUCUAUUUCCAGGCAGCUUCAUCUUCUGGUUUGCAGAACUAGUGCUGUUAUUUAGGAUUUUGCUUUUAUCCGCCUCUUUUUUCUCCAGCUUGUUUUUUUCCUCUAUCUUUUCUUUACGCUUGUUUUCUUCAUUUAUCUUUUUUUCACUCUUAUUUUCCUUGUCAAUCUUUUCUGUGCUGUGGCUGUCUUCUUUGGUAUUUUCAUUUUUUCUGUCUUCAGAUUUCGUGUUAUUAGUGAGCUGUGGGUUAGUCACAUUUUUGGCUUCUUUUCCCAUACUCCCGUGCCAGUUGGUUUUGUUAUUAUUCUUCAUCAGUUCCUCAUUCACCUUUGUCUUAUUUUCAGUUUUUUGACCCUGUGCAACUUUGAUGUUUUCAUUACCUUUGUUUUCAAGGCCUUUAGCAUCUUUCACUUUUUUGUUUUCAGUCUUUUGAUCUUUGCCAAUUUGUUUCUCGUUUUCUUUUCCACUCGUUUCAGUUUUAUUCCCAACCGCUUUUCCAUUAAAACCAGCCUCGUUUCCUUUUUCAUUUAAAUCUGCUGUUGUGUUUUGAUUCACAUUGCUCGGUGUACUGUUUGUAAUGUUAUGCUCUUGUUCUUGGCUCGCUCCACUCGUAACAAUCUUCCCAGAACUCCCAGGCUUCUCUUUGCUCUGAUCCUUGCUUGGCAGUUUAUUAAAUUCAACUCUUGGUACAUUUGGAACUGUCGCGAACGCUGAGUCUAGUCCUUCACUUUCAGUUUCUGGUUCUCCUUUUUGCCUGUCUGUUCCAAAGAAUACGAGUCCGGCCCUUCGGCUGCCUUUAACAAAUUUUGAAAGUUUUGACUUUAUUGGCUGAACAACUUUGGUUGACAUCGUUGUACUUUUAGGCUCUAGGGGUUGUUUUGGAGUGCCAAUACUCACGAAAGAAUUUUUUUCGUCUUUUCCUGGACUUUUUUGAAAGUUUUGUCGCUUUGUUCCGUAAUCUGGGGCUAUCAUACCACCUGUGACAUGCGUUGCUGGAUGAUUAUCUACAAAUGGCGGCUUGUUGGGAAUAAUAGCUGGAAAUGAACUAGCAACGGGUCCAUUUGCUACAGAUGGUCCCUGUUCGUUCCCUACGUUAAGAUCAGGCCCUCCAACAACCCCUUCUCCAAAACCAUCUCCGUGUGGAUCCAAAUGAGUCAAAAAUGGCGGGUCGAUUAUUUCGUUUGCUUUCGCCUUCUUUAUUAGUUCUUCAUCUUUUGCAUCCAUAUGUACGUUAUUCUCAUCCGCAUGAUCCCCUGCAUGGAUUUCUGUUUUCUGUGUUGUUAUUGCAGGGCUUUCUUCGUGAUGCUCCCCAUCUGGAUGUAUAAAGAAUUCACCACCAUGCUCAUCAAAACCAUGAACGCCAUUGGUCCCGUGUUCCAUAUCUACACUAUGUGUUCCUAGUCCAGCUACGUCACUAACUCCAUGACCAGCAUCGUGUUCCGGAGCAACAAAUUCAUUUGAUACAGCAUGAGUGUCGAUUGCUCCGUGGCUUGCAUCACCUGCAGGGCUCUCCCCAAUACCAUGCCUUAAAUCAUGCCCAGCUUCAUGGCUCAUACCUACGUCAUGUAGAUCAGUCAUUGGGUUAUCCCCAUGAUACUCCGGCACUACGUUACUGUGAAUAUUCCCUUCACGUAUCUCAGGGACAAGGCCUCCAUCGUGGUAGUCUCUAUGAUCAUCAUGAUGCGUCUCUACGCGGUGAACUCCUUCAUGGUGUCCUCCAUCAAGAGAUUCCGCGUCACUUAUUCCAACUUCGUGUUGCGAAAGCUCUGCUUCAUGGCGGAUUUCUUGUAUUGACGGAUCAUUGUGCAGAUCGUGCACAUCAGGAGUGAAGUGGUGGUUUUCAUGAAAUCCACCGAAACCAUCGUGAAAAUCGUGCCCAUGAUCCAUUGCAUGAAAAUCUACAUGAAUUCCUGGAUCAUGGACUUCCUCGACAUGGUGGCUGAUAUCGUGAUCUUCGAUUUCAUGAUCGCUGUGAUCAUAAUCUAUUAUCCCAUGAUCAGAAACUCCUUCUAUGCCUUCAUGAGAAACCACUGCAUGAUGAUCGUCCAUCUCAUGCUCAACAGCCCUAUGAUCGGUAAAUCCAUGAUGGAGUAAUCCAUGAUCGAUUACUCCAUGAUCGAUUACUCCAUGAUCAGGUCCUUCAUGGUUAUCGAUGAAAUGGUGUGUGAUACCAUGCCCUAUAUCGUGUGUUAUAUCACUUUCAGCCACAUGCUCAACAGAAGAGUGUUCAUUACUGUGUUCUCCGCCAUCAUGGUAUUCCUCUGCUUGGACUGAGUAUCCAUGUCCGUUAUCUUCUAUGUGAAUUGCAUGCGGGGUUUCUGUAUGGUGACCUUCUCCGAUAGAAACAGAAUGCGUUCCUUCGUGAUCAAUAUGAUCCCAGUGAUCAAUCUCAUGAUCAUGACUGAUUUCUGAUACGUGAUCAUGGAGAUGCCCAUGUGAAUCUUCGGUCACAUGAAUGGCACCCUGUGAAGGCAUCACGUGCUCAGUUGUUUCUUCAACAUGCGCGUGCUCAACAUGAUCAUGAUCACCAGGUUCAAAAACAUUUCCGUCAUUAUGUCCUUCAAGAAGUCCCGCCUCCGCGCCAGCAUGGUCGCUUGUUGUUGUUACUUGAUGACCUUGCGAGAAUACGUUGAGAGGCAUGUUAUUGACUUCGUGCACUUCGUUUCCACUGGAAUCAGAUACGAAGUGAUGAAGCUCAUUGGCAACAACAGAAUGCUCGGGUGAAUCUACGUGUACAUGCAGGGCAUCCGAUUGCGUUAUUUCAUUAUGUAUGUUUCCAUCCAGAUCAACAUUUCCUUCUACGUUUCCGUGAUCUUCAAUAGCGUGUAAGGCAGGCUCAGAUUUAACGUCUCCCUGAGAAUGCUGCAUCGGCGAAGGGGUUGCAUGCGUAGAAAUCGUUGAUCCCUCAAAAUGACCAGCUCCUGUGUUUGGAUAUCCCACACUGUUCUCUCCAUGGUUUAGAGUAGCAGUAUCCAACGCAACAUUACCAUAACCUCCCACACCACCGUGAGACAUUACUGUAUUGUCAUAGUUUUGGCUACCCAUAUUUAACCCAUGACUGUCUCCUAUGAGCGGUCCUCCGGUAUUGCCAUGUUGUGUUCCAAAAUAUUUAUUUGGUCCAUACAUAUUGUUCCAUACUGCAUUAUUAGCAGUGUUCAGAUAACCAUUAAGAUGGUUACCAUUGUUAAGUGCCAGCUGUCCAGGUGCAGCAGCGUUAGGCAAUCCGUAGCCCGUUUGCUCAGCAAGUGGACCUGGUGCGACAAGAUUUGAUGUCAUUGGUCCUGGUAGUUUAUUUCCUUGGAUAUUAAAAGAAGGCACCGAAACAGUGUCAGCCACAGAUGGAUCGAUUCCAAAAUUGUGUGGUGCAGCUGGCACAUUUGGUACCACUUGGCUUGUAUGUGUUUCUUCUGGAAUAUCUAUAUCAAUGCUUGUGAACUUGCUGUGGUGUGUUCCUUUGAGGUGAUGAGGAUCAAACAUUAUAUGGCUUGCAUGGGCAUGGUGACCGAACUCGUUCAAUACUCCGUUUAUAUCGUUUACAUCGAUUUCAUCUAAGUUACUAUGGCCUCCACCAUGACUGGUAACUGCUGUAUGUCCUAAGCUGUUUACAUGAUGACCCUUUGUAUGAUGGUGUUGAUGUAUAACAACUGGAUGACUAUGAUGGUGGUGGUGAUCAUGAUGAUGAUGAUGAUGAAUAUGCUUUACAUGCUUAUGUAUUGGUAUAAGGAAAUGAUGGUGAUGAUGAAAAACGUUUGUUUUGGCGUAAAAUGGAUCAAGUACUUCUGGUUUGUUGUAUAUAGAAAGCGGUGAACUUGGUCCUGGGAUAAAAGGUUUCCCAACAUUGUCUUCUAGUGACUGAUGGUUACGAUCAAACCAGUUUGAACCGGUAUCAGGUAUGAAUCCUGUGGCUCCUGUGUUUGACUGUACAGUUCCUAGAAGGAAAUUGGUAAAAUUGAAGCAGGAAGUAAAAUGGUACGAUACUAUGAUAGUUGUAGCAUUCUUGUAUAUUUGUUUUGUCGUGAAGUUAGAUACACUAAUUUAAUGAUACAUUCAUGACUACGCAAAAUAAUAUUUUGUCGCAGAACUCAAUUACCUUAUCUGUAGAAACUUGAAAAUUUUCCUCAAAUAUACUUCAAAUUUGCUUCAACUGAAUCUGUGUAAUUUCAAGGUAGAAAGAUACUAGAAUGGAUUUUUAAUGUAGCAAACCUGUUAUUGGAUCUGGUGAAGGCAACGUCACGGGGGCUUGAGCAUCUAUAAAAAAUACUUUAUUAGGUCAAUGAAUGCAGAAAAUAUAGCUGAGAACAAUCUUAAUAGUGAAGAGCAGGUGAAAAUCUACGUAUUCAUUCCAAUGCUAAACUACGUUAUUUUAAGAAUAAAGUGAACCUGAGGCUUGACUUAUAAGAAAUGGGAGUACCAGAUUAGUUAUCGUUAGCACGUUAGUAUGGUGAAAUAAGUAAGGACAUCAUCAGUAGCAAUGGUGGGAGUGGCAAUAUCAGUGUAUGUGUGUUUCGGUUGUUAGGAUCAUUGACUAAUAGUAAUUCAAAACACCGAGGGUUGAUUUCCUGCUAUGACCAAACGUUACGUUAGAGUGAGGAGAGUCGCCAGCUUUCUGUAACCCCAGGCGUAGGUAUUACGGGGUGUGGUCACAUCAAAACGAAGAGCGAGGACAUUUGUCGAUAUGCCUAUUCUAAUAGUCGUUUGGAAUCUGACUGUAUGAAAUACUGUAGAAUAUUCAGCGGGGUACAAUAAUGGAAGAAAAUAAAGAGAGCAGUUGAUUUAGGCAAUUGUGAAUGCAGGCUAUCUAGCGCUUUUUCAAGGAUAGAAUACUGUCUGAUGCAGUGUAUACUACAUAUUGCAAAAAUCACAACAAAUCUAAAUAAACUUGCAAGAGAAUUUGACAUUAUUAAAAUAAACAAACGUUAGGAUAUGUUCACUCCUCCUGUCGCUAAGAUCAGCUAUGUGUACAGUAUACUAGCUGGAUUUUGUAACGAUUGCUAGAGCAAUUGACAAAACAAUCAAGCAAAUACUAAAAUGUGAUGCUUCUUCAAUUUCUAGCAAAAGUAGUAGUUGAAGAUGUCCUUGCGGAAGGUUAGACAUUUGAAGUCUGUUUUUCUUGAAUUUUAAGCGGUUUAUGGUCAAGUAAAAGAUCAUUGCAAUGUUUACAGAAUAUGUUUUACACAAUUGCGACUAUGUGUAGCCAAAAACUGUUGCUUAUGCUUGUAUUGCUUUUACAUUACGACUUGGAGGAGUGAAGAUAUGAUGCUGUGUUUGAUUUUAAAUGCAGGCUUACCUGUAAACAAUGCAAUCUCCAGUAAAGCGAAUACAUUGAUCCAAAAGAUUAGUAACAUUUUCAGAUCUAAGCUAUCCAUUUGUUGAGAAUCUUUGCUUUUUCAUAAUUUCUUAUUAGGAUGUUUUAUUUUUCUUUCCAGCCGUAGAAAAUAAUCAACUUUAUUGACCAUGUUACUAAAUUACCUUGCUCAUGAAAUCAUGAGCAAAGGCCGUUUGACCUCAACGGGUGACUACACAUCGCCGUUCAAGCACCAGCUCCGUUAUACUAAGUUCCCUCCGUUCAUUCAGUUUAUUUACUGGUAAUCAUUGGUCUUAAUGGAUUUAUAUUAUUCUUCGCUAUUUGCUUCAUUUAAACCGAAUUAGUUCCUAGGAAGAUGCAGGGACACCAACCUGUCUCGUUUGUCUGCCAUCAGACGGUGGUAGACGAAGAGGCAAGCAAAGACUAUUCCAAUCAAUGGUAUUAUGGUAUAAUUGCAAAUCGAACCUAUGCACAGAUGGAUGGUAGUAACACGUUGUAUCGAAACCAGCAUUAGUUGCACAUAACUAUAACAACAUUGGUUUAUAUACUGCUAGUUUUACAUUUAAAGACAAACUGUUAAGUAGGUUUGAUUAGUGUGGUACUAGAUCUAUUAAGAAACCUCACAUGCUGCUUCUCUGUUUGUAUUUACUACAAUCUACUUUAAAGACAGUCUCUCCCCUAUUGUGUUCGAUUUUAUUUUCACGGGAGUGAAAUUCACGCACCGUUGAGCUUUAUCGAUAAUUAAACUAGUUAAAUCAAUCAGAGAUACCAGAGCUUUUAAAGGAAAUGGCUGUGUUCCCGUUGAAGUGAAGCUGUGGCUAGAAAAAUGUCGUUCCAUUUUUGGUUUGUGCGACAGAUAUGUCAACAGCGAAAGGAAAUGCUUCCAUUAUCAUUCAAUUCAAAUGAUUAAAUCUUCUUGCCAUUUCCAAUUGCUUUCUACUCGCAGUUUGAAAUGUUUUCCACUACCUCAGCUAGGCAAGUAAAAGUGAGGAGCGUAAUCCGUUAAGGCGGGAAGACUAAUUAUUUAUAUUAGCCAAUCAUUGAGGGGACAGACUGCCUUUAAUGAAGUUCAGAAAAACGUAACAUAUGUAUGUCAAAUAAUGAAUACAGGCAUGAAAACGAAUCCAUUGUUAGUAUUAUUAAAAAAACAGACAAAUAAAAUAUUGUUUAAUCAGCCACCUCAUUGGUAAAUCCAAACAAAAGGGAAUCAGGGAAUGUAAAAAGCUGAUCGCUACAUUUAUGAAAAGAAAACCAUUAAAUUGAAACAUUUUUGUUACUAAGCAACUAAGCAUUAAAUGGCUCAUUUUCUAUACAGAUUAGAUCAAUUAAAGUUCUUCUACGACUGCCAAACAUCUUGUCAUUAUCUGUCUCAACAUUCUUGUUAUAAGUGGCAAAUGUUUCAUAAAUAAAGAGUAAACCUGUCUCAAGACCUGCGUUAUCAUACUAACCCGAAAAAAUAUUUAAAACGAACUGUACAAACAAUAGAACAAUAUUAUAUGAUAUCAAUUUGUUUUCAUGUAAAACUGCCAUCCCUAAAAGAUUAUCGUCUUUCAUCAUUUUAAUGAUCACAGUCUUAUGUAGUAAUAGAUGAAAACAUAAUUUACUGGAUAUAGAAUUAAUUGCCCGCAACUCGCGCGCGAUAGCGCGCGAGUGAAGGGCUUAUAGUCUGCCCCGCGUAUAAGUAGCAUAUGGAAGCUUCAGUUCAUGUUGUCAGCACUUUGUCAGCAGAUUUUGUCACUUUCUGCUGCCAUGACAACUGUCAAUCAAUUUCAUUGUCAAUCAAUCGGCUUUGUCGAGGAGGUCGUUAACCGCCACCUCUUUGUGCGGAGGGGAAUUAUCUUCGGAGCGUUGCUCUGCCAAGACUCUGUUAAAGGCCUUCGGUUUUUUGGCACGAAAACGGUGCUGCAUCACAGCUCGGUUCUCCGCAAUGGAUGGAAGUUUUGAUUCGAAGUUUUGGGAAUCAAAACCAGUCGAAUGCCACACCUUUCUCCCAAAAACUCGAGACCAUACGAGCAAAAGUUAUGAUAGGCGUGACUAUCGAAAAAUAAAUGUCAAACCCUUGAAAAACUUUCAUGAUUUUCAAAAGGGCGUUGGACUUAAAUCAAAGGCAAACUGAACGCUAAAAAUUCUUGAUAAAAAGAAUAGUUUAGCAUCAACUAGAGCAGCUGUUUUUAUAAAAUUGUGAAAACCCAAGAUGGUGUCUUCUUCGAAUAUCCUGACCUGAAUUUUCAAAACAAUCAUUAUCAAGGAACUAAUUGUUUGCGGGCAGUACUAGCAAGAGCUAUUUCUAGUUUAGCAUGUAAAUGAGAUUUUCUCAUUUAUUUCUUCUCAAUGCGUAGAAUGUUGUUAAGCCAUAAUACAUAAGCUUUUGCUCAGAAUUUCUUUACUAAGCUUGUUUACAAAUUCGUUGGUUGAUUCAAAUUAAUAAUGCGUGCCAGUUGGGUCACCGGGGUCAAAGGACAAAAGAAAUCAAUUUCCAUUGAUCAUAUAUAUUAUUUUUGUUGACUCCGCUUUGAACUAUUAACUCGAGAAGAAUAGGUGAAGAUGGCCUCCUGCAAAGGAUUAUUUGUUUAAAGUGUAUUCUGCUAAUGUCGACAAAAGACCCCAUGGCUUAGGAUGAAAUUACUUAAUUCGUUUAGCUUCAUCUAUUCUUGCUUGUUUACGUCUAUUGUUGAUUGGUAUUUCCAUCUGCUUACUGUUAAAUACAAAAAUGGAUUAAACUUCUUCAAUCUGUUCACAAAACAUUUCAACAAAAUAUUAGAUAAUCAAAAAUGAAUUCCAAUUUGUUUUGCGUUUCUAAAAUGUAAGAUAUUUUGAAUCAACAGAUGGAUUUUAAUAAUCCAAUUCUUAACAGCAUUCGCAAAAAUCUCCGGCUUAGCCAAGCUUUGCUAAGCUUUACCGUAGAGCUUGAAAUGCAAAAAAAUUAUUUUUGCUGGAUAUGAGUUUAUAGAAUGGUAUUAACUGCAGGCACUACAAUAGAUUGACGGGGGUACCAUUCAUAUAUCCUUUUGAUUUUACCAUUAAUAAUCAAAACUAUGACUAUGAUAUUUUUGUAAAAAUAACAGCAUUUAUCUUAAUGGUUGCAAAAUGAUAUGAGUGAAAUUUUCAAA